Molecule: messenger RNA, 9186 nt
Organism: Pomacea canaliculata
Lineage: Eukaryota; Metazoa; Mollusca; Gastropoda; Architaenioglossa; Ampullariidae
Exons: 18
Coding region: 91-5673 (1860 amino acids)
Biological process (GO): protein deubiquitination
Molecular function (GO): cysteine-type deubiquitinase activity
Source: RefSeq, a predicted model, not a curated record
ACAUGCUGCAGAAGGCAGGAGUGUGGAUUAACCUGUUGAAGAGCUGGGUUGGCAAUGUAGCAUCAGUUGUUCUUUGGCCAUAACAUCAACAUGGUCGACACAAUGGAUGACCUAGAUUACAUGCUGCCAGCCAACUGUCCAAAUCCAUAUUUUGACUCGUGGGACAGACACAACAGCAUUGCUUUCUCUGCCACAAAGGGUCUUCGCAAUGCACCUGGGGAGAACAACUGUUUUGUCAACUGUGCUGUGCAGGUUCUGUGGCACCUGGAUGUGUUUCGACGGAGUUACCGGCGCAUGCUGGGCCAUACCUGCAUGGGCAAUUCGUGCAUUUUCUGUGCACUCAAGGUGAUCUUCACGCAGUUCCAGUACAGUGACAAGGCCGCACUACAUCCUGACGCACUGCGCAAGGCGCUGGCAGAGACCUUCGCCAAUCAGCAUCGCUUCCAGUUGGGCCACAUGGACGAUGCUGCUGAAUGUUUCGAGAACAUCCUACGUCGAAUCCACUUCCACAUCGCCAGCAGCUACAGCGAGGACGCCUGCACCGCUCCCCACUGCCUCCCGCACCAGAAGUUCGCCAUGAACGUUCAUGAAAAGGUGGUGUGCCCAUGUGGAGCCAGCUCUAGUCCACUCAAGUUCAGUGAGAUGGUUCACUAUGUGUCUGCUUCAGCUCUCGUUGCACAAACACGGAUGAUGCAGGAGUCCGGUGAUAUGCUUCAUCCUGACCGGUUUGGACUGCUCCUUCGCAAAGCUGCGUCGAUGGGGGAUGUUCGUGACUGCCCAGCCAUGUGUGGACGACAGAUUCAGAAGCAGAGGACUCUUCUCAAUGUUCCCGAUGUUGUGAGCGUGGGACUUGUGUGGGAUUCUGAUCGCCCUUCCACUGAAAUGACAACAGAAGUUGCAAGCUGUUUGGGCACAAUUAUCCACUUACAAGAUAUGUUCCAUUGUGUGAUGCCUGACAUCAGGUGUCUCCCACGAUUGCAACUUGUGGCAGUAGUUUGUUACUAUGGAAAACACUACUCCACUUUUGUUUUCCACUCCAAAUUGCGCACAUGGGUGUAUUUUGAUGAUGCCACUGUUCGAGAGAUCGGCCCACAAUGGGAAAAUGUUGUGGAGAAAUGCAGUAAAGGGCGCUUCCAGCCACUUCUCCUUCUCUAUGCUAACCCUGGUGCCAGUCCUGUCCCUGUGGACACAGCGCCUCAUAAGCGAGUUAUGGCCCCUGGUUAUGCUCCAGUUCCAGCUAUGACUUCCAAUGAGAUUGACUGUGGGUUGAAUCGCACACAUGAGAGCAUCAAAAGCAUCCAGCUAAACCCACAUCGUUCAGUCACCUCAAACAUGGAUCCACAGGCACCUGCGGAUGUCACCUCAAAUAACCAUUUUGUCACUUCUGAUGGGUCUUCAUCGACAGAUUCAGGCCGAGACUCUCCAGGGAGGCUGAGUCGUGAGCAUGCUCGCCAGCCCAGCUUUUUGAUAGCUGUGACGGGAAAAAAUGAGAAAAAUCGCCUUCUUCAUGGAGGAGCAUCAUCUCCUCUUCCUCCCUCUGGAAUUAUAGGAAACUGUCCCGGAAGGGAGCUGCCAGGUGGAAUUACCAAAACUGUCUCUGACAGUCGGCCUUCUAACGAUGACUGUGCUUCAUACACACUUUCAGGAGGAGACCAGUAUCGUCGACCCUAUAUGAAUGGCUUAGACACAUCACAACUGCCAAUGCCCCCAAACAUGUCAAGGCACAAUCCUGAUGUUCAGCACAGAGAGAACUUCAAACGGAAUGGGGCUGGUCCCAAGGAAAAGGGUGGGGUAGAUAUCAUUCGAUACCAAGUAGAUCCCAGCAGAACUUUGAACAAUCACACCCCAGAUUUCACCCUGCAUCAGUCUCAAGCUGACUUUCACCCAAUACAAAGGGCUGAAAAUGACCAUGGGAAUCCUAAAGCUCCUGUAGUGUUCAAUGUUCGACAACAGUCUAAUUAUGCUGGACAUUUAGACAAGACUGUUGCAAGCACAGGUGAACUUACCAGCAAUGGACAGCAUGUGGUUCUUAAACCCAAGCCAACAGGUCAUGGUCACUGUGAUGCUGUUGAUGGUCAUGGUCACUCACCAGUGCAGUCAGGUUUAGCCACUUUACCACGGAAUAAAGGCCAGAAUGGUGUGGUCGAUGUCCCUUCUCAUCAGAGACAAAGUUCAGGUCAUCAAGAGGUUGCACAGAUCACUCGCCAGACCUCCAUGGGCAACCUGACUUUAGUUGGGAAUGAACGGUCUAUUCCUCCUGGUACCCCACCUCCAGAAUACCAGAAGCUUGAUCCCCAUCAUCAGUACCACUCUCGUCAGACUUCUGUCUCUUCUCAGGGCAGCAUGAUAAAGUCAUCAGCAUCCAUGGGCCACAUAGAGCAGAGCAUCUCCAGCCUAAUGGUGACCGAAGACAAGCCAAAGAAAAAGGCUAAAAAAGAUCCUAAAGAGAAGAAAUCAGGUGAAAAAGAUGCAUCGAAAAAAUCAGAUAGGAAGAAGCCUUCCUCAAAAUUGGAUUCUACAUCCAAGAGAAGAGGGAGUGAUAGUGAUGUGAUUGAGGAGGAUAUGAGCAGCUACAUUGACAGACAGAAAGUGGAAUCUGUCUUGAAGCAACAAGGACUCAAGCAUCAAGGGGUGCAUCGCACAAACUCCUCUUGCAGCAAUAACAGCUCUAGCAGUCUUGAGUCUGACAGCUUAAUGGGGAGACUUCUUGCCACAAAGGCUGCUGAAAGCUCUUUUGACAGUAUUUCUCUCGGAUCGCACAAGGAUUCUGGAUAUGGCAGCAGUGAUCGCAACAGCUCCAGUUCGACAGGCAGUGGAACCAUUGAUCCUUAUGCUCAGUAUUUCAUCAGCAAAAGCAUGGUCAUUCCCCGUUCAGUAAAUACACAGAUGCUGGAUUGCACACAAGAUUACAGCAAGGCAGGAGGUGAGCACUACUUAAGUCAGUCGUUUGGACCUCAACAUUUCAAGAAUUUGUCUGGUUCUACAACUGAGGUCAGCAGGCAUGGCAGCACCAUGUUGUCUGGCUGCAAGGUGAUGCAUCCAAUUAGAGAGAGCAGCCAAGAAGACCUGCUACGAGGACAGCCACAACAGGAGAAAGAUGGCAGCUUUCAGAAAGUAGCAGUUGCUCCAUUUUCCACACAGAAUGACAUGCGGCCACCCCCUGUCCCUCCCAAAAAUUUUGCUCAGUUUCAAAUAAUCAGAUCUGCACAGACAACACAUCCAAGGGACACAUCAUUGGAUAGUCUUGAUAAAGAUGCCAGUGGCAGUGAGCAGUUUGAUGCUCUGUGCAAGAAGGGUGAUGCCUUGAUGGACAGCUGCAUGCUGGCUGAGACUCGGGAUGACUUCCCUUCAGCUAUUAGCUUCUGCAACUGUGCACUGGGUUGCUUGAAGGAGGCCAUGUCUUUAAAGGAUCUCAGUAACAAAGCCCUGGCUUACGUACAGAAGCGACAUAAUUCAUGUCUAGUCAAAUUACGCAGUCUGCAAAAGCGGGCCACAGUUAGACAGGAAUCCAGCCAGUCUGCUGCAGGCCCCAGUAGCUCCACUUCAGGUAGUAACAGGUCAAGUAUUACAAGUAGUGACUCUGAUACCAGCGAUCACCAUGCUCAUCUACACAAACGACAUUCUUCAUGGGACCCUUUGGAUGUCAGGUCUGUGCCUACACAACCUGUAAAUCAAAGAGACUUGAGAUCCACUCCAUCAGUUCAUGAGCACCAGGACAGCUUUAGCUAUAGGCAGCAGAUAGUGGAUAGUCAACAAGUACAGUUAACAAAUGACACAUUUGUGAAAAAUGGAGGCAUGGCAGAGACAAACCAAAGCCUGUCUCAGACAAGAAGUGGGAUAUCAUCUUCUCAAGAGUUCAACGACAGUGGAUUUUCAGCUCAGCAAAAGCCAGACACUAGUGGCAUGCCUAUGUCACACUCUGGGAAUUGCCUUGUAGCCUACACUGGUGGUGUUGAAAAUGGUGAAAACUCUGUGGACGUUUAUGGCACAUUGCCACGAAAUAAAUCUCGUAAACCCACAUCUGACAUGCCCACCAAUCCUGAACUUUAUCAGUCUUUUCUUAACAAACAAAAAUGCCUUCAAGCUGGGGUGAGUGCAAGUCAGCAGAGUCUGGACAGUUUGAAGUCUGACAGCAGUGGUUCAGACCACUGCAACACUGGUGCCAACACACAGCAGAAGCUGAGCAAAGCAGAGAUCCGGCAGCUUUUGCAGGACAACUUGGUGCAGAGACAGUGGCAUCCGCAGCAACAGCAGUCACAGUCUUUAAUUGUAAAGAAUGCACCCUCUCAGCAAAAUGGACUUUCAGCUCAUCCAAAUCAACAGAAGCCUGUCAUGCAGCAGACUCAGCCAGGAAAUCCCACCAGGCAGCAGCAGCAGCAACAUCAGCAGCAACAACACCAGUUGCCUGGACAACUUCAGGCCACUGCCGCUGGGUUAACCACUCCUGCUCCAGCUGUCUCAAUUGUUCAGACUGGCGUCAGCCAGCCUGUAUCUCAGCUGCAGGCUCCAGUUCGUGGCCUUGUCCCCAGCCAGAAACCCUCCAUUCCAUAUCCAUCAUCUGUCACAAAAGCCAGACCACCAGGACCACUGCCAGCAGCACGUCCUGCCACCACCAAUCAGCAGCAGGGUCCAUCAGAGGUUGGUAGGCGCACGUCUUCAAACGUUGUCCGGGUGCUGCCGAACCCUCAUGUAACCUCCACUCCCCACCUUCAGCUUCAACCCUCACACCCUGGUAACGCUACGGGUAGUGGUACUUACUUGGUCUUGAUGCCUUCAGCGCCUCCGCAGCAGCAUCAAACAUGCCAAAGACCACGUCAGCACCAGCCGCAGCAGCUGUUGGGGGGGCCACUGAGGCAUGCAGCUAGCAGCAUGCAGUUGUCAGGUGUGCCUGUAGGGUCACAGCUUGUGGAUCGACAUGCCUUUCAGCCAGACUGCCAGAAACUAGUAGACUUUGCUUACCCUGCUAACAAUCCAGAUGCCUCUGUCAGGGCUUAUCCUGGUCGUGAGAAGCUAGGUUCUUUUCGUGUCAUUGAGGUCCUUGGUGAAGGCUUUCCUACCUCAGAUGGUUGCCCAGGUACCCAUGAGCCUUCUGAGUUUGGAGAUGGUGACAACAACCAGGACUGUUCUAAUAUAAGUGUUCGCGCACUGGCCUCCAGGUUUGAAACCUCAAAGCCUUUACCAUACGUACAUUCAAGCCUUUCCAAAAGUUGCCAGCGGCAGGACAGCAUGAAGUCAGAUGCUGGGCUGCAAGGUACAAUGCAAAGAAUGCGGAGUAAGUCAGAAUCAUCUACAAGGAAGCCAAAGUCUGUGUUAAAAAACAAAAAGAACAAAAGCAAACCACGCAAAUCUGUAACUUUUGCAGAUAGCAUUGCUCACUUUGCAGACACAGAUGAGCACAACUCUGGGUAUGAAUCUGCCAGAGAAUGUAACACAUUUCGACCCACUUUUGCAGACAGCAGAGCGUAUUACAGUGAUGAUGAAGAUCACCUUGGAUCACACCAUGCAUACUCUGAUAAUGAAUGGGACGAUGUUGAAGAUGCUGGUAGUUCUAACAGUGAUGAAUUCCCAACUCCUGAAGAACAGUGCCAGCUAUGUCACAAGAGAAGAAAAGAGUCUGGCAAACAAUUCUGUGAAAAGUGUAGUUUCUACAUGGGAAAGCUUACGUCGAGGUAGCGAUUCUUCUAUUUUAUAAAAGCAGCACAUAGUGAACACAGUGAUUCAUUGUAGGCUUUUAUGAAUUUUUUUGGCAUUAUGUAAUUUAGUGAUCAACCAAAACUGCCGAUCUUGCCAUGAAAAUACUUUUCAAAUUUUGUUUGGUUAGCUUUUGUCAGCUAGAUGCAAUUAUUUUAAACUUUUAAAAACCCUAGGCUGUUGAUUACUGGGAAUGGAUUGAGACAUUCCUACAUAGCAUCUAUGUAAGGUGAAAGGGUUUUUGGUCAGUGAGAAAAAUCAUUGACUAGUCAGACUUUGAAUUCAGUGCCUCCUGUAAAUAUUUGAUAAUGACUUUGUUCAAAUUUUUGCAUUUGAUGUUUUGAAGCAGUGAAAGGUAUUAGCGGAUAAGCACUCCUUCCCCCUUUCCUACAUGGGUAGAUAUAGUGAAGAGCUAGAACUGAUACUUGUGAGCAACCCUCUUAUUUUGUGUGUGUCACUAAGUCAUACAACAAGCCUUCUCUUAAUCUGUCUCCUUAUUGCAAGAGCAAAAAUAUGUGCACAUGUGCAUGUAUGCUUUAUUCACUUAUUCCAAGUGAAUUUUUUGGUUUUUGUUCCAUGCACAUAUUUAUGAUGACAGUUAGGCAGUAGAGUAUUCUUGCCCAAUCUGCAUCAACUAGUUAUGGAGAAUGUUUUUCAAAUGUAUAUAGCUAAAGAUUACAAAGCAAUGUUGUCUUACACGAGUUACAACACAGACUGUAGCAUGAUGUGGUUUUGUGUGUGAAUUUUCAGAUGUUGCAAGCCGUCCAUAUGCAUUGAGUCUUUAGGUGCCUGAUGAUGUUGACAGAAUUUCUAUGCCUACUUUGAGAUAAUGGGAUGUCUGCUGUGUGAGCGAGUCUUGACUAUAUUUUGUUGUGUGAUAUAAAGCCAAGUUCUAUCUAUAUUCUUGUGUACAAAAGCUAGCCACCGAUAGCAGUCACGCUUUCCCAUACAAUCACUACAAUAUCGCAUAAUGCCAUUUCUGAGUAACAACGGUUUGUAAUAUUCUCAUGAUCAGUAAAAGCCUAGCACUGUUAGUCGAAAAUGACAGUAUGCUUGGGUCACAGCAUGAAAUAUUUAUGCAGAUAAUAGUCUGGCUUCUAAAACUGCAGUUUCAGUCUUACCAGAUCCCAGUGUUGCCACUUAAACGCAUAUGGUGCUGUGCCUCCAUUGCUAAAAGUUUUCCAACAGCAUUAUUUUCACAUAGCUCUAGUAUUUGGCAGUCAAAAGAUAGUCUUUUAGGACUAUAAUGGUAGAGUUAUUGGCAAAGCAGUAUUACCUUCUGAUGGGAACUCAUCAGGACAUGACCUGCAUUGUAGACAUGUUAAAGACCAAUACACUAAUCCUUUUAAACUCCUUUUUACCUCAUCACCAUAACUCGGUGGCAUGAGAGAUUGUGUAGUGGAUGAGGGAUUGUGUAGUUUUGUUUGCAUGGUGUGGGUAGUAGCAUGACAGAUGAGUGGCCUCUGGCAUCACAUUGUCUUUGUUUCUCCUUUGACGUUUAGAUGGAACUGGCUUUACAGUGAAUGCUUGUAGUUUGGGAAUUUGAUUAUAUGCAGCUGUGGAUUUGGAAAAAGCCAUGUAGAGCUUGCCGUGCUUUGCAUAUUUUUGUCCACGAUGUAAGAUCCCAUUGAGUGUAUUCCACACGUGCUUCUGUGCAUUCCAUGAUGGUGGUGUUUGUGAAUGGAUGGUAGUAACCAGAAGCUUUGCACAGUAAAUAUGAUUGUAGCUGACUAAAUUCCAAUGAUGAUUUGCCUUUUGAUCAAGAAUAUUGCCUGUGAUAUAGAUUUUCCAUAGAGAGUACACAUUUCCAUCCACUUGCACUAGUGAUUAGAAUAUGGCUGUUGUCACCACAGUGUCUACUUGAUCUGCAUUCCAGUGAUACAGAUUAAUGUGCCUCUUACUUAAGGGCAAAUAAUCAUAUUACAUUGAGAAUUAUGAGAAUUACCUGUACCUGUAAUGUGAUCAGUCUGUGAAAAUGUAGUCUAUAUGCAUAGUUUAUCAUUGUUUUAUAGAACUGUUUGAACAACUAGUUUUGGAAAGCUUGUAUGGAAUUCAGAAUAUAUGCAAAUAUGCAAAACGUCCAUGCUUGUGACUCAGCAAGCAAGAAGUUAAAAUAUGUCCAUUUUAAGAAAUAGUUCUUCUUGAAUUUUUCUCAAAGCCUGUUUAUUUAUCUCUUGGGGUGUUUUGGUGUCUUUUUCGCAAAAUAUGCUUUAUAAAGUACCUAUUGGUGUUUUUCAAAUAGCUGCAAUUCAUAAAAGAUUGCACCUAUUUACUUCAAUGAUUCCCCACACAAGGUGGGGCCGUCCACAAGGGCAACAGCAAAGCACUCAUCGCCAAGUUAGUGAUGGGCAUGGGUUGUGGACCGAGAUCACAUCUAUGGUACACAUACCUUAUCUUUAAAUGUGGCUCCUGUUUGUGUAGCGGGACUAGCUGUCCAUGAAAUAGCCUCAUUUGCUUACCAUAAAACAACUAUCCUACUUAAAGCAAAUUACUAAGAGGUAUUUGCUUUCAGUUUCCUUGUUGGCUCCUUCUGUCUGUGUUAUCUCAACCUUUUCCUUGUAUACACUCCGUCCUAAAAUAUCUUAGAUCUUUGUUGACUAAACAAGAUUUUAAUGUGCCUGCAAAAAAAAAAAAAAUACCAACCUAUGAUCAGCCGUUAAAACCAGCAUAAGUUAUUGAUGCAUCUUUUCAAACAGCCGCCCAGAGUUUCCCCUUUUUAAAAUUAUCAGAAACUGUGUCUCUUCUAUGUGUGUGAAUGCUGUGGAAGAAGAUUGAGAUUUUUUUUUUAAGUAUUGCUGCUACUCGUUCAGUGAUUCUGAUUCUUUCAACAGCUUAUUCCAGCGCCUAGGGCAUUUAAUGUAAUAAGUGCUUAAACAUUUAGCUGUGUAAUUAUAUAUGUUGUUUUGAGACAAAUUGCACAUAAAACUUUUCAGAUUCAAAGUUUUGUAACAUUCAUGUUUCAAAUUUGAUAUUGGGUUUGUUUCCUAGUUUGUAAAAAGGAUAUGUCGAUUUUGAUUUGUACCUAAUUUGUUGUAUUUCCCGCUGGCAAGGCAGCAGACUGUUUUACUUUUCAAUUUUGAUCAUAUAUGACAUAUUUGUUCACAUUAUACAGUAUCUGUUCAAUGUUCAGAAACUUUUGUGUUUAUACUUGAUAAUUGUAGUACUGUCUGAAGGGAAAGUUGAGAUUUUUAUAUGAGAUAAUACCCCUUCUGUUUCCAUGUUGGAUUCAUGUGGGUUCUGAAGUAUUUAUCAUUUCACACAUAACUGCCAAUGUUUUUUCACUGUAAAAUAUCUUGUAUUAGAAAUGUUCACCGUGAAAUGGAUAUACAAAAAGUACUGCCAGAUUAUGUAUGACAAUAGAUAAAUUAAAAAGAUGUUUUUAAAUUUUUCAGCAUUUAUUUUUAGUGCUAACUUUUCAAUGGUAAUACUGAAAUGUUUUAGAAUGUACAUUUCAAAGAAACUAGAGGAAUGAAGAAUAAAAAUUUCUCAACUGUG